Molecule: messenger RNA, 699 nt
Organism: Carassius gibelio (silver crucian carp)
Lineage: Eukaryota; Metazoa; Chordata; Actinopteri; Cypriniformes; Cyprinidae
Product: gamma-aminobutyric acid receptor subunit alpha-2-like
Exons: 4
Coding region: 40-699 (219 amino acids)
Biological process (GO): monoatomic ion transmembrane transport; regulation of postsynaptic membrane potential; synaptic transmission, GABAergic
Cellular component (GO): GABA-A receptor complex; synapse; dendrite membrane
Molecular function (GO): transmitter-gated monoatomic ion channel activity involved in regulation of postsynaptic membrane potential; benzodiazepine receptor activity; GABA-A receptor activity
Source: RefSeq, a predicted model, not a curated record
GGCAGAUGAGACAAGGCUGUCGCCAUUGCACUCAUUUUGAUGUCUUUUCAUUUUGUUUUCCCAGAUCGAGUUACCACAGUGAAGACCGACAUUUACGUCACCAGUUUUGGCCCUGUUUCAGACACUGACAUGGAGUACACCAUCGAUGUCUUUUUCAGACAGAGCUGGAAGGAUGAACGGCUGAAGUUUGAGGGACCGAUGAACAUUCUGCGUUUGAACAACCUGAUGGCCAGUAAGAUCUGGACUCCAGACACAUUCUUUCACAAUGGGAAGAAAUCUGUGGCACACAACAUGACCAUGCCCAACAAACUGCUGCGGAUUCAAGAUGACGGCACCCUGCUGUACACCAUGAGGUUGACAGUGCAUGCUGAGUGUCCAAUGCAUCUUGAAGAUUUCCCCAUGGACUUCCACUCCUGUCCUCUCAAAUUUGGCAGCUAUGCUUACACAACGACAGAAGUGACGUACACCUGGACAAAGAACGCAUCCAACUCUGUGGUGGUAGAAGAGGAAAGCUCUAGAUUAAACCAGUAUGACCUACUGGGGCAAACUGUGGGGAACGAAACCAUCAGAUCCAGCACUGGUGAGUCAAGACACUUACAGAUUGAUGUAUAUGGUUUCAUACUAUUGAAAAAGCUAAUAUUCAUCGGGAAUUCUUCCAAAAUCAAGUGCAUCUAUUUGAAACAACAUGGCAGUAUGUGA